Sphaeroforma arctica JP610 is the source of this 293-nucleotide messenger RNA. RefSeq lists its product as hypothetical. Gene Ontology annotation, molecular function: calcium ion binding. The record is from RefSeq and is a predicted model, not a curated record. The annotation marks the transcript as partial. The transcript has a single exon. Lineage: Eukaryota; Ichthyosporea; Ichthyophonida.
GUUGGAAGCAGAUCUUUACGCAACACGACACGGACAGGAGCGGUUUGAUCGAUACAAAAGAACUCACUAUGUGUGUGCAGCAGAUAGGCUACCGAGUAUCUCCACAAGUGAUUGAUGCAAUUGCCCUGAGGUACUCAUCAAACUCAAGCAAACAGAUCCCAUUCGAUGACUUUGUGGCGGCGAUAGUGCGCAUGCGGGCGUUGACGGAUUCGUUCAUGGCACUGGAUACGCAGCGGUCGGGUGUAGUACAAAUGGAGUACGACCAGUUCCUACACUUGUGCUAUCAAUUUUAA